Messenger RNA from Talaromyces amestolkiae, 1872 nucleotides. RefSeq lists its product as uncharacterized. The record is from RefSeq and is a predicted model, not a curated record. NCBI's taxonomy places the organism in Eukaryota, Fungi, Ascomycota, Eurotiomycetes, Eurotiales, Trichocomaceae. Bases 1 to 1872 code for a protein of 623 amino acids. Gene Ontology annotation, molecular function: microtubule binding. Gene Ontology annotation, cellular component: mitotic spindle microtubule; HAUS complex. The transcript has 2 exons. Gene Ontology annotation, biological process: spindle assembly.
AUGCAGACAACCCGUCCACCAACUCUAUCAUGGCCCGGUCCAUCGCCAGUCACCAUCUUCCUCCGCAAUAUCCGCCUACUUCAACUUGACCAACAGCCAGACUGGCCAGGCCUUUCUCGGAAGCUCUUUUCAAGUGGCCAAAAGGCCCAGACCCAACGAGUCAAGAGUUUGGAAUGGGUCUUGUAUCAAUUGUUCCUAUUGUGGGAUCCCUCCGAGACGAAGAAUAAACUUCGUCCGUUCUUCCCACCUUUAGAGCCACUUCAAUCGGUCAACCUACGUGCGGCUUUGUUUCGGGCCCUGUCCGACCUCAAGAAAAAUGGCGAUUUGGGACGAGAGACCACAGUACGCAAGACCAUGCUGGACGACUGCAGAGGGCCAAAAUUUGAGGAAGUCCUCGCCGUGUUUUCGACGGCCGUACUACGAAAGGUCAUUUGUGAUAAACAACGUGAGCCUGGACUACGAUUAGCGUUUACGAAAAGCUUGGCCGACACGGAGUUGGAGGAGCAAUUGAUUCCUUUAAUAAUAGCUCAUCACUCUUCCCUUAGCACUACAAGACGAGAGCAAGUCCGGAUACGAGAGACUCAUGAUCAGUUUUCAAACUUGCUCGAGGAGAAGAUUAGAGCCUUGUCGGUGCGCUCGAAACAGAAAUCCCGACAGUUUGGAGAAUCUUCUCACUUCGAAAGACUAACGCAUGAUGUCAAGGCUAAUUGGCUUGGGGGUCGGGAUUUUGCUGAUAUUUUGUUGACUGGAGGCUCCACUGUUGAGAACGAUGCUUUUCUCGAGUUGCCAUUCGAAAAAGCAUGGAGCCGCGCCAGAAAAGGGGCCAUCCAUCAAAUCAGUCAUUCAUCGAACGUGGACUUGCUACAGGAUUUGGACGCUUGUCUCGCGAACCAACGUCGCCGCUUACAACGUUUGAAGGAGUUUCGAAAAUCCAUUCAACAGGGGAAAGCAAGUGGAAUGGUGUCGACUAAGUCGCAGGACAAAAGCCUGACCAUUACAUUCAAAGACCACCAGGCAUUGACCGUGGCGAGCACUUCAAAAUUACGAGACGCAGCGGCACCACGGAAUCUGUUUGAUGAGCAUCAAGCAAUCAUAUCUUCCCUUAGAGACACUUUGUCCGAGGUCAAGGGUACACGAGACCAGGGUUCGUCACGUAUUCCUACUACAAUGGUAGAGUCGCCUCAAAAGCCGAAUCCAAAGCAAAAUUUUACAUUAUCACCUAUACCGGAUACCGAGAGAUACUCACCUUCGCCCUCUCCUUCUCCCAGCGUUCACGUAACGGACUAUGAAGACGAGCAACGUCCCGCUUUUAAUCCCACUAUCGAAGAUGCUUUGUCACAACCGUUGUAUCACCAGGGUAGCGGAUACGAUUCCUUUAUCAGAGAAGAACAUGGUGCCAAUCCUCCUGAUCAUAAACAGUCCGAGAGACCUCCCGACCCGGAACCAGAUUCCGAUAAACCACUCCCACGCUUUGAGCCUCGCUCAUUACUAGAACGAACCCGACAGUCCAUGUCUCUCCUCCCACCACCACCAACUUCACGCCCUCCUCGCCAAUCCCUAGCCGCGCGACGCGAAUCAGAGCGUUUCCCCAUCAAUCAAUUCGCCACGCCGCCAAAAGAACAAUCGGAGCCCUCACGCUCAGGGGCCUCCACACCACGAGACGACCUUUUCACAGAAGAAGCGGAGUACGCUAGUAUUUUCAAAAGUCGCCCGCGCGUUGCGCAUAGUCCUUUGAUGUCGCCUGCUGUUCAUGUCGGAUUUGAUGAUGACGAUGACGGUGCUGGUGCUGAUGCAGAUGAUUACGUCGAAGAUAAUGAGAGUGUGCUUGAUUUGGCACUUGUUGGAUCGCCGCUUGCAAGUAAAAGGAGAUGA